This is a messenger RNA of Rhizopus microsporus ATCC 52813, 1134 nucleotides long. Its product is annotated as alpha/beta-hydrolase. Gene Ontology annotation, biological process: lipid storage. Gene Ontology annotation, molecular function: lipase activity. Gene Ontology annotation, cellular component: lipid droplet. The record is from RefSeq and is a predicted model, not a curated record. Bases 92 to 1027 code for a protein of 311 amino acids. NCBI's taxonomy places the organism in Eukaryota, Fungi, Mucoromycota, Mucoromycetes, Mucorales, Rhizopodaceae. The transcript is spliced from 5 exons.
GAAUGUAAGAGAUAGUAUUAUCUUUAUUGUCGUGGCUUGUUUUUUUUUAGCUUUUAAAAAAGGGGAAAACUGAGUGAUAUCAUUGUGUAUCAUGCUUUUUCCAAGUACAGUACGCUAUCCACUUCGAGCCGUUUGGGACGUAAAAGGAUAUCCAACCGAGACUUUACUAUGGCCAGCCAAGAAUAAUACAAACAAGACUGUGCUUUUCUUUAUUCCAGGUAAUCCAGGCUUGGUAGAGUACUAUACGACAUUUCUCGACAACAUUUACCAGAACUUGCAAUCACCUCUUCUUGAAAUCAUUGGAGUAUCACAUAAAGGACAUUCAGUCAACUAUCAUGCAGAUACUGCUAGAGAUAAGACCCUGUACUCUUUUGAAGAUCAAAUACAACACAAAAUCGACUGCUUAGACACGCUUAUCAAAGAGAAUGGCCCAGAAACUAAGUUUAUCUUGAUUGCCCAUUCCAUUGGUUCGUACAUAGCAGCUGAAAUGCUAAAGAAGAGACCUAACCACGGUAUUUCAAGAAUCAUUGCUCUUUUCCCUGCACUUCAGAAUAUUGCAGUAACACCAAACGGCGUCGUUAUCUCGAAAGUUAUCAAUUGGACACCUAUUUCAGCCGUUGGUGCGGCUGGUUCACUCAUCUCUUGGCUGGCUCCGCCUGUUCGUGAAUUUUUGGUCAAGGCUAUCACCAGACAAUCUGGUAAUGGUCUUAACGUAACUGCGCACCAACUGUUGCACUCAUCUGUAUUGAUGAACACAAUAACUAUGGCCCGUUACGAAAUGGAAACAGUCAAGGACUUGGAUCAUGACUUUUAUCAACAGCAUCUUGAAAAGUUUGUUAUUUACUAUUCUGAGAAUGACAAGUGGGCACCUAAAGAGCACUACGACUACAUGAUCAAGCAUUUCCCCAAAGGUGAUAUCCACUUGUGUAAAUUGAGCUUACCCCAUGCAUUCUGCUUAGAAUCUGAUCAUGUUGAUUAUAUGGCAAAGCUAGCUGCUUCAUGGAUACGAAAGAAUCUCGUAGAAUAAAAUAUUUUAUGUGGAUUAUUCCUUUCCUUACUUUGAAAUUUACUUAAAGUUUAAGCAUCUGAUAUCAUUGAUAAAAGAAAGCAAAGCGCAAUUGAAUAAAUUAUAUU